Colossoma macropomum (tambaqui) is the source of this 1191-nucleotide messenger RNA. Its product is annotated as B-cell receptor CD22-like. Lineage: Eukaryota; Metazoa; Chordata; Actinopteri; Characiformes; Serrasalmidae. The record is from RefSeq and is a predicted model, not a curated record. The coding region runs from base 1 to 1191 and encodes 396 amino acids. The transcript is spliced from 5 exons.
AUGGGCUCCAGACUCUGUAAUCAGCUCUUUCAUGCAUCAUAUGUUUCAGGAGCUUUUGGAACAGAGUGGAGUGUGAAGUACAACCAACAGGAAAUAUGUGCUUUAAAAGGAUCCACAGUGUUUAUGAAUGGAACUUAUACUCUCCCAGAAGGUCUUACAGUGAUGGAGUCUUUUUGGGUUAUACAUCCAACUUCAGGGGUGGAGUCGACUGAUCUGAGUAAAGACCCAGAUUAUUCAGGGAGAGUUGAGUAUUUAACUGAUGAACAGAAACACUUCUCCCUCAAACUGAUUGACGUAAUGAAGAAGGAUGAAAAUCAAUACUGCUUCAGAAUCAAAACCAGUGUAGAAAAAGAAAAAUGGCUGGGUUAUCCUGGAAUUAUGCUCAGUGUCACUGAGCUCCAUGUGGAAACUCCUGAAGAAGUGACAGAGGGAGAAACAGCAGAUCUGACCUGUAAUACCACCUGCAGUCUGACUGACCCAACAUUCAUCUGGUACAUAAAUGGACGUUCUUUAACCUCAAAGACCAUGAAGAACAACCAGCUCCACUUGCAGACAGUCAGCAGUGAGGAUGCAGGCAGUUAUAGCUGUGCUGUAAGAGGAUAUCAACAUCUCAACUCUACUGCUCACAACCUCAGAGUCAGAUAUUCUCCAAAGAAUGUCUCAGUGUCCAUCAGUCCCUCUGGUGAAAUAGUGAAGGGCAGUUCAGUGAAUCUGACCUGCAGCAGUGAUGCAAACCCACCUGUGAAGAACUAUGCCUGGUUUAAAGAAGGUGGAACCUCACCUGUAGGAUCUGGACAGAGUUACCGUCCUCUACAGAGUGGAUCUUACUACUGCAAGGCUCAGAAUGAAGUUGGAGCUCAGAAUGCAACAGCUGUGUCAGUGAUAGUACAAGAGAUUUGGGCCAGAUCUGCCACCAGUGAUGCAGCAAUGAACAGAUCAGCCUCUCAGGAAGUUAUUUAUGCCAAUGCUUCACCCAGUCGACCUGAAGAAAACAGCAAAGCUGAGAGUUCUCCAGUAAAAACAUCUGUCUGUACAGCUGCUAUGGAGGUGGAGGUAAAAGAAGAGUCUCAGGAAGAUGAUGUUCAGUAUUGCAGUGUCCAAUUUCAUCAAUCUUCUCCACCUAACAGAUUUAAUAGUGAAACAGUAGACAACCCUUCAGCGAUCUACAGCAGUGUAAAAAGAAAAGCUUGA